This is a messenger RNA of Cryptosporidium muris RN66, 843 nucleotides long. RefSeq lists its product as uncharacterized. The coding region runs from base 1 to 843 and encodes 280 amino acids. Lineage: Eukaryota; Apicomplexa; Conoidasida; Eucoccidiorida; Cryptosporidiidae. The record is from RefSeq and is a predicted model, not a curated record. The transcript has a single exon.
AUGGUCUUUAGAGAUAACUCAAAGUUUAAACCUUUUCUUUGGUCAACAUAUAAUGGAUUUUGUAACAUAUCUUUGGGAUAUUUCCUAACAAUUUGGUCUACUUUAUCUUUUAAUUUUAUAAUUAUCUUUCAACUAUUAGUAUUAUACCAAGGUAAAACAAUUACUUCCUUAUUUUAUACUAAAUAUCCCAUGCUAUUUAGUAUAUAUAAUCUUAUUACUUGCUUAUAUUCUAUAACCAUAAUAGGAAUGCUUCUUAUUAGAUCAAGAAAACUUGCGAUAUUUUGUUUAUUAUUAAUAAAAAUACACUUAAUAUGUGUUAUUGUAGCAAUUGGAAUCUUAAUUAAUUUACUUAAUAAUGAUGACUCCUAUCUUAAUUAUUGUAUUUUUAAUAUAUCAGAUAAUUUUUUACUUAAGACUAAUGAAUAUACUUUGUGGUAUCCGAACAUUGGAGAUAUUGAUAUUUGGAUUCAAAAAUGUGGUUUAAUUUAUGUAGAAAAUAUAAAAUAUUGCCCUAAAGUCAUUGAAGAUGUUUCUUUACAUAACAAUAAACUCUCUAAAUUCAUUGAAUUAUGUAUAGAUAAAUUUACUUUAAAUAAGGAAAUUAUUCAAUUGUCAAUUACUGUUACAUUACACUUGAAUUUCAUGUUAUUUAAUAUUGCCUUAGGUUAUUGUUUGUUAAAAAUUGUAUAUUCAUUAUAUUGCAUAUACUCUGUUGGAGGAAGUGGUUGGGAACUUCAAUCUGCGGAACAAUUAUUGAAAUACAAUGAAAGUUAUUCAUCUGAUGAUAAUCCAAUUAUUCCAUAUAGAUAUACACUAAAUGGAAAAAGUUUUUUAAGAUUUUGA